Messenger RNA from Anarrhichthys ocellatus (wolf-eel), 2535 nucleotides. Its product is annotated as membrane-associated progesterone receptor component 2-like. The coding region runs from base 58 to 414 and encodes 118 amino acids. NCBI's taxonomy places the organism in Eukaryota, Metazoa, Chordata, Actinopteri, Perciformes, Anarhichadidae. The record is from RefSeq and is a predicted model, not a curated record. The transcript has a single exon. Gene Ontology annotation, cellular component: endoplasmic reticulum; membrane; endomembrane system.
GCACCUGAACGCACCAUCUUACCAGUUGGCUGGUAGGCGCUAACAACCGUGUGCAGUAUGGCGGACGAUGGAGACAGUUCGAGCGGACCAGUUGACACGAGCGGUGGGGCAGCAGCGGACGAGUCGGACGGUCUCACGCUCUACGGGCUCGGAGCGAUGUUGCUGAACAUCAGUAUUUUGGCUCUAGUGGUGGCGGCCUGUGUGGCGGCCUACCGGCGGUGGGGCAAACGGCUCGUCGCUGACGCGGCCCAAAGCGACGAGGCCUCGGCGCUGCCCAAGAUGAGGAGACGGGACUUCUCUCUGGAGCAGCUGCGGGAGUACGACGGACUCGAGAACCCGCGCAUCCUGAUGGCCGUCAACAUGAAGAUCUUCGACGUGACUAGCGGCAAAACGUUUUACGGGAAAGGUGAGUAGAUGGAGCACUUUAACAUCCGGGUGAGUUAGCUGACACGUCCAAGUUGUCCCGAACAAAAACAUCAUUUCUGGGCGCAAACGGUUGUGGUUAGCUUAGCUCUUUUGUCUGUGUUAUUGAAUGGGAUAUGCUAGCCGUUAGCUAACUAGCACUGGCUGUGUUUUUUGGUGGGGUCGUGACUCCUGUGGUGAUGCUAGAACACCCUAAACUAUAUAUUUAUACAACUUUUUAGUUAAAGUUUAGUUAAGCCUGGAUGAUUGUAAAUAACUAGCCUGCUAGCCUGUUAGCUUGUUGACGUGCACACAGACACACUGUCUGGGUGUCUGGUCUGUAGUCUUGUUUACACUGAUGGGACUCAUCGUGCAUGAUUCUUGGGAACUUUGCACCAAUGUUUUAAAUCUUAAAAUAAUGAAUGCAUCUUGCUAAUUUUCUGCAGAAAAUACGUGUUGUGGUUUGUUUUACUGGCAUCUCUGCUGUGAAAAGUGAAAGUUAAUUGUAACUUAAUAAUCAUAAUUUACUUCCACAAAGCAUGCUUCAGUCCCCAUAAGUGUUUCUAUUUCUGCAAAGCUAGGCUAACCAGCUAAUCAACAUUUUCCUCCUAGCUGCAGGACUCGCCCGUCAACUGUAAUAAACUAUAAUUAUUCAAGCAACAUUCCCAGCAGUCUCAUGUGUCACGUCCUGCUAACCGACACCAGCAGCACCGAGCCAAGUAGGCCUGAAUCAGGGCAGUCCAGUCAUGAUGUCACACAGUUUUACAGACAGACAGGAGUUGACUGGGUCAUAUCAUAAACUGUCCAGUGGGUGUUUAUCACAGUGGACUUCAUGCUGACGCAGAUAGUAGUGAUUCAGUGUGUCAGGUCAUAAGUCGUUUGGCUAUGAACACAAAGUAUCUUAUUGGUUCAGCUUCUGAAUAUUUAAAGUUUGGUCCAUUUUCUAGAAAGUGAAAGUUUGCCUCUUUUUCUAUGUGUUGAUACUUUUUGGGGUUUGGUUGACUUUAGGUGCUCAGAAGAUCGGCAGCUGGGACAUGUGCAUUUAUUAAUAAAGAUAAUAAGAUUAAUAAAGUAAUUAAAAUAUUAAAUAGUCUGUUGCAGACCUGCACUACUUGUUAGAGGAGAGUCCAGCUGGAGCUCACACACUUUAUUCAGAGACAAUCAUUUCUUCUUUGUUGUGAGUCUUAACACUUCUAAUAUCAAUCAUAAUAAGAACAUCGGUAUGUUGCUGUUGUGUUACUCAAGCCUGCAGUUUUAUCUGUAAAAUGCUAAUUAUGCAAGGUAUGAGCACAUCUAAUCUUUGAGGUGAUAAGGCGUCUCUGCUUCACGGUCAGAGUUUUUCUUUUUCUUCUGUUGCACAAAUAUUCCAUCAGAAGAGCCGAGGGCCUGCAGAGCGUUCACAUGCUGGUCAGAUGAUGUUCUUCUGGAGGAAAUUCAAGUUUUAAAACACAGCGGAAACGUGAAGGGAGGCUCGGAGCGAAAUGUUUCAUGAAGGCUGAAUGUGUUGGAAGAAGUUACUCAACAGGACAACAGCUGCUCGUUAGUGGACAGAAGGAAAUACCAGAAAGGGUGAAAGGCUCAAAAUGAAAGUUAUGGAUGCACUGAUUACACUUCCUCUCCCCCGAAGUAGAUUCAACUCAGAGUAUCUGUUGAUACCAGGUACUGUUCUACCAGAUCAGGUCCUCUACUGAUAAUGUGAUCAUAUUUUAGCUAAAGCAAAACGAUUGAUUCCUAAAAAGAAGAUUAUAUUGCUGGACCGAUAAAUCCUCCUUUAUCGAUACAUCAGCUGUUUGUGUGUCAGGCGGUAAGAAGCCUGCAGCACACACAUGUCAAAGAUGAGUUUGAGGUAAUAUAUUAAUGUUUUGCAUUAAUGUUUAAAAGGGAUAUUGGCCCGUAUAUGGUUAUAUAUGUAAUUAGAAAUGUGGGUUUAAUUUCUUAGCAGGUAGAAUCAUUCAUUGCUAAUGUUUUACUCAUCUUGAGAAGUUCAAGUUUAGAAAUCUUAAAGAACUUGCGGCUGCAACUAACUUCUACUUUACAUUUAGAUUAGUUUGACAACUUAUUCCUUGAAUAAUAGAUCAGUGGGUUAGUGUGCAAAAUGGUGAAAAAUGCUCCCGUAGCAGAAGUUAAUGUAUU